Molecule: messenger RNA, 1578 nt
Organism: Gossypium raimondii (Peruvian cotton)
Lineage: Eukaryota; Viridiplantae; Streptophyta; Magnoliopsida; Malvales; Malvaceae
Product: homeobox protein knotted-1-like 6
Exons: 5
Coding region: 395-1339 (314 amino acids)
Biological process (GO): regulation of DNA-templated transcription
Cellular component (GO): nucleus
Molecular function (GO): DNA-binding transcription factor activity, RNA polymerase II-specific; DNA binding
Source: RefSeq, a predicted model, not a curated record
CUCUUUAUUUUUUAUUUACAUUUACACUUCAAAAUAGAGAAGCUCCUCUCCAAGCUUAGCUUCGCUUCAGAGUGCAGCAGCUGUCCUUUUGCUUCACAAAUAUACACUCUCCAUCACCACUAUAACUGCCUUUCUAAUUCCAGCAAAUCCAAUCUUUCAAUUUUAAAACAAAAUACGUCCUAGUUAUUAUUUGUUAUUUAAUAUUCUUUACCCACAAAAACAAAACCCCCAAAAAUUCAUAUUCUAUUUUCUUCUUUCUGAUACCAACCCUGUUAACUUUUCUUAUCCCACUGAUCAUUAUAUUCUGAAGCUUCUAUUUUGCUCACACCUUCAAAUUUUUUUUCCUCGGUUAGGCCUUGAAAGUUGAAAGGCACUCUCCCUCUCUCAGUUUGUGAUGGAUGAAAUGUAUGGUUUCAACGCGACGGGGGAGUACGCUGAUAAGGCUUUGAUGUCACCGGAAAACCUGAUCCUUCCUUCAGAUUACCAUGCUUGGCUUUGCUCAUCUGGCCGGGUUCCUAUGUUUGGACCGGACGAGUUAAUCUCUGCUGCCUCUGCCAUAUCCGAAGCUGCUUCCAUCGCCCCUGAAAUUCGACGAGAAGAGGACAUGUCAUGCGUCAUCAAAGCCAAAAUCGCUUCCCACCCUUCUUAUCCUCGUUUGCUUCAAGCUUAUAUUGAUUGCCAGAAGGUUGGGGCACCACCGGAGAUAGCGAGUUUAUUAGAUGAAAUUCUGAGAGAGAACGAUGUUAACAGGCGGGAUAUCGUGCCAACUUGCUUGGGAGCCGAUCCCGAGCUCGACGAGUUCAUGGAAACUUACUGUGAUAUGUUAGUGAAAUUCAAAUCUGAUCUUUCAAGGCCUUUCGAUGAAGCGACCACCUUUCUAAACAAGAUUGAAAUGCAGCUUCGGAAUCUCUGCACCGGUGCCUCCAUUAGAGGUCCUUCUGAUGAAGGGGGAGUAUCAUCAGAUGAAGAUAUUAGUGGUGGGGAAGUAGAAGGACAAGAAGGGCAGGGGAAAAGUGAAGAUAGAGGUCUAAAGGACAGGCUGCUUCGAAGAUUUGGGAGUCAUAUUAGCAGCUUGAAGUUGGAAUUCUCUAAGAAGAAGAAGAAAGGGAAACUACCAAGAGAAGCACGACAAACAUUGCUCGAGUGGUGGAAUGUUCACUACAAAUGGCCAUACCCUACGGAGGCAGAUAAGCUAGCAUUGGCGGAAUCAACGGGGCUAGACCAGAAACAAAUCAAUAACUGGUUUAUAAAUCAAAGAAAGCGGCACUGGAAACCAUCGGAGAGCAUGCAAUUCGCGGUUAUGGAUAAUCUGUCGGGACAAUUCUUUUCAGAGGACUGAGGUGGGGGGCAACUACCGACUGGCUUGCUUUCUCAUAAAUGUAUAUCCCACAUCAUUAAUUAAUUAUAUGGUCUUGUUUUGCAUAUGACUUCUAUGCCCAUGAUGUAUAUUCUGAAUGCAAAAUGUAUUAUGGGACUUAAACUCAGAUUUGAAUCUCUCCCUCCUGUCGACUUGGAAUAUUUGGGUUAUGUUCAUGCUUUUUCUUUUCAUUAAUCAGUGUAAGUUUGACAUUUACUCAA